GGUAGAUAUCUACAUUCUGAAGAUAAAAAAAAAUUCAUACGGUUUAGUCAGGGUUUAGUACCGAUAGCUCAUUUCCGGUUUUCAAAUACGGAAGUACAAUUUGUGAAUGAGUAAACACAAACAUUAUAAUUUGAGACAAACAAAAUAGGAAAAUGACUUUAAUGGAGUUUUUUGGCUGUACUUUUAUCGCCUUUGGACCUCCAAUAGCAUUAUUUAUCUUUACUAUUGCUAAAGACCCAAUGAGAGUAAUUGUUCUCAUUGCUAGUUCAUUUUUUUGGUUGAUAGCCCUCUUGAUUUCAUCCAUACUAUGGUUUGCAGUGGUUCCUCUAAGAGAAACAUUAGCCUUUGGCUUGGUUUUUUCUGUGCUCUUCCAAGAACUUUUCAGGUUUCUCUUCUACAAGAUUAUGAGAUUAGCCAAUGAAGGUUUAAUAAAAGUCAGCCAACAGUCAGACAACUCAAAUAUAACUCCCAGAGACUUUGCCAACACACAUAUUAUGGCUUAUGUAUCUGGACUUGGCUUUGGACUUAUGUCUGGAGCCUUUUCUUUGAUCAAUGUUCUGGCUGAUUUGUGGGGCCCUGGCUCAAUAGGGAUUCAUGGAGAUUCAAAAUAUUUCUUUUGGUCCUCGUCGUAUCUAACUUUAUGUUUUAUCCUGCUACAUACUAUGUGGGGUGUCAUCUUCUUUGCUGGAAUGGACCGGAAGUGCUAUUUCUAUGUGGCUUAUGUUGUAGCAACUCAUAUGCUGGUUUCAUGUCUGACACUAUUGAAUCAGCUGAGCAGCAGCACUGACAGCGCCAUCUACUUGGGACCACUGAUUCCAGCAUACAUCAUUUUAGUUGUCUCAGGAAUAUUUGCCUUCUACACAGCUGGGGGCUCACUGGCAAACAUCAAAAACUGUGUAACUUGUAGAAAGAGGCGAUAUCAGAUCGAAUAGACAAAUUAAAUAAACAUAGUUCUUUAACUGAGCACUAUGGGUUAAUACUUAGUGGAUUGCAAUAAGAGUUUUAAUAUUUUGUUAUUGAAGACUUUUUGGGCCCUUAACCCAAACCUGCCUAAAGAUUUAUAACAAGUUUGAACACACGAAAAAAGAAAUUAAUACUAUUGGCAGCAGUGGGUUAAAUAUCUUGCAGCAGCUUUUUUUUUUUUUUUUUUAAACCUUAUGCUUGACAUUUCCUUUUCACUUUUCAUGUUAGCUAAUAAAUGUCUUUAAACAGGUAGAUAACUCUGGUUAUUACUAAUGGUAUUUGCCAGGUUUAGUUGAGGUCACAACAUUCUUCUAACGUAAGAUUACUUGUCACAGAACUGGCAUGAGGCCUCAUAACUUUCUUUGCUUAUUAUUAUUUGGCUAUAGCCCCAAAGAAAUAAUGGACAUAAAGAAUAAAAAAUAUAACAUGCAGUAUGAGAUACAAAUAUCACCCUAUACUUUUUAAUUUUGCUUUCAAGUCCUAUCUAUUUUUGUAUAUAUAUUUUUUUUUUCUUUGUGCGCUAAAUAUUUUUAUUUAGUUUUGAAUACAAACAAAAAAUUGUUUGUCUUUGGAAUUUUAGCUUCUGCAUCGAUACAUGUGAAUUCUGUUUGUUAGACUUGAAAGACCAAGCAGAUCAUAUUGAUAAUCAUUCUGGGCUAAAAUUAUGGUCUGUGUAACAUAUUCAGCCCAUGACACGCUGGUGUCUGGCCCAUCAAAAGGCAUGUCCGCAUCCAUAAGAAGCAGCAAAGGCUCAAAUCCAUUGGACUCUUACUAUUUAUUGCGAUGAUGUGGCUCUUGAAAGGCUUAUCUGUCAUUUAAAUAACACUCAGGUUGAAAAAAGGUUGCAUCCACUGGUGUAGAGUAAUAGAAAUGAGAAGUCCACAAAAUCUAGAUUGAGAACAAAAUUCAACUAACAGAGAUACAAUCUGAUUAUUUCAGACAUUUUAUCUAAAUAAUGUUUUAAAUGUUUUGUUGCUUUUUUUUACAAAGCUUAUUUCAACUCACUCUGUCUGUCUGGUAAAAAGUUUGAACAUGUUUUUUCUCCCAUUUCCCAUUCUUGGAUCAAGUUAAAACUUUUCACAAUUAUUUAUUAAACCUGACAGGACAUAAUUCAAAAAAAAAAAUUAACCAAGUAGUUAAUUAAUUGUUUGUGAUUUAUUGUUUUGUUUGAUAUGGAAAUAAGGGAAAUAAAUGUUACUUAAUGAGUGAUGUGGAUGUAUGUAUGGAUUUAAUCCCUUUAUUACAUUUUAAAAUGCUUUUUCUCCCAGCUCCCAUUCUAAGAUCAAGUUAAAAUUUAGCAUAAUUAUUCAUAGUCGAUGAUAAUACACAAAUCAAUCAAAAAAAUUAACCAAUUAAUUAAGCAUUUAGUACUAUUUAAUUAAUUUUGUUUCAUAUAGUAGAAAGGGAGCUAAACCAUGUAAUUUUCAGAUAAAUGACAGUAAUUAGCUGUUCUUUCCCUUCAGCUUUGUUUUUUAAAAAAGUAAUCUUUUUUCUAUUGCUUGUUUUUUUUUCUGACCUAUUGUUUGAUAUUGCUUUUACAUAAACUGGUCGAAUUGUACAAAUUCUUUUAAAUUAUUGUAGCUGUUCAAAAUGGUGACUGAUGUAGAUGAAAUCUUUGCCAUGUAUUAUCUCUUCAUUAUACAACCCCACCAUUGCUUCAGACUUGUUCAAGAAACAACCUACCUUCAUCUUUUUUGUUUUGUUUUUAAAUCCUAAGACCAAAUGCUGACAAAGUUAAUACAUUUUUACUGUAAAUAAAAACAAAAUAUUUUUUAAAUUCA
This is a messenger RNA of Biomphalaria glabrata, 2744 nucleotides long. Its product is annotated as gamma-secretase subunit Aph-1-like. The coding region runs from base 153 to 932 and encodes 259 amino acids. NCBI's taxonomy places the organism in Eukaryota, Metazoa, Mollusca, Gastropoda, Planorbidae. Gene Ontology annotation, cellular component: membrane; endoplasmic reticulum; gamma-secretase complex. The transcript is spliced from 7 exons. Gene Ontology annotation, biological process: Notch receptor processing; Notch signaling pathway; protein processing. The record is from RefSeq and is a predicted model, not a curated record. Gene Ontology annotation, molecular function: protein-macromolecule adaptor activity.